Messenger RNA from Dissoconium aciculare CBS 342.82, 252 nucleotides. Its product is annotated as RING/U-box. The transcript is spliced from 2 exons. Gene Ontology annotation, cellular component: anaphase-promoting complex; nucleus. Lineage: Eukaryota; Fungi; Ascomycota; Dothideomycetes; Mycosphaerellales; Dissoconiaceae. The record is from RefSeq and is a predicted model, not a curated record. The annotation marks the transcript as partial. Gene Ontology annotation, molecular function: zinc ion binding; cullin family protein binding; ubiquitin protein ligase activity. Gene Ontology annotation, biological process: anaphase-promoting complex-dependent catabolic process; positive regulation of mitotic metaphase/anaphase transition; protein ubiquitination.
AUGAAGGUCAAGAUCAAAGCCUACCACGCCCUCGCCACCUGGAAAUGGGACCUCCCCGACGACUCUGACGACACCUGUGGCAUCUGCCGCGUGAAUUUCGAAGGGACGUGUUCGAAGUGCAAAUACCCCGGCAGCGACUGUCCCAUCAUCAUCGGCCAAUGCACCCACACCUUCCACAUCCACUGCAUCGCGAACUGGCUCGAGAGCGAAGCAAGCCUCGGGAAAUGCCCCAUGUGCCGCCAGAAGUUCCAG